Frieseomelitta varia is the source of this 3660-nucleotide messenger RNA. RefSeq lists its product as uncharacterized. Lineage: Eukaryota; Metazoa; Arthropoda; Insecta; Hymenoptera; Apidae. The record is from RefSeq and is a predicted model, not a curated record. The coding region runs from base 78 to 2741 and encodes 887 amino acids. The transcript is spliced from 11 exons.
UCGUUGCCGCGGUGAGACGAUUGUCAGCUGAUCUUCGGAGUCAGAGCUGAUUGGAAGAAGACAUCAGAUCACAAAGCAUGGAGAGAACAGCUGUGGCUCUUCUGAUCGUCGUCGGCUUGGCUACGAAAGGCUGCAACGGUGCCGGAUGCGGUUACCCCGGGGCUCCCGCUCACAGUAGCGUUCGAUUCACAGGACCAGACGCCGAGGACGUUAUAGAUGAGGAGGAUUCUCUUUUAAAGGACACGGUAUUCCCGGAGGGCACCGUGGCCACGUAUUCUUGCGAACGAGGCUUCGAACUCCUUGGACCUGCGCGCAGACAGUGUCAGAUUGACGGCUCUUGGACACCAGAUGGAGUACCAUUUUGCGUACUGAACGUUGCUGGAGGUAAAGCACCCAUGCAGUCGAGCAGCUCAGAGGGUGGAAUUCCGCAACGGGCUGUCGAUGGUAGCAGUGGACAAAUUUAUACUCCACAAACCUGCACCCUUACAAGGCCAGAACACAGGCCCUGGUGGUACGUGAACUUACUCGAGCCUUACAUGGUGCAACUUGUGCGGCUUGACUUUGGUAAACCAUGCUGUGGCGAUGGUAUGCCUGGAACGAUCGUUGUUCGUGUCGGAAACAAUCGGCCGGACCUGGGAACGAAUCCAAUUUGCAAUCGUUUCACCGGCCCCCUCGAAGAAGGGCAACCUCUUUUCUUACCCUGCAAUCCGCCAAUGCCUGGAGCCUUCGUUUCCGUACACUUGGAAGCAAACACGCCGGCACCAAUUCCAGUACAACUCUCGUUAUGCGAGGCUUUCGUGUACACCGAUCAGGCCCUUCCCAUCGAGAGGUGUCCGCAGUUUAGAGACCAGCCACCAGGCUCGACAGCGACCUACAAUGGAAAAUGUUACAUAUUCUAUAAUCGGCAGCCGCUGAUAUUCAGGGAGGCGUUGGCCUUCUGUCGUGCGCGAGGUGGUACCUUAGUGGACGAAAGCAAUCCAGCGUUGCAAGGGUUCAUUUCGUGGGAAUUGUGGAGGAGACACAGGAGUGAUACCUCGAGUCAAUACUGGAUGGGCGCAGUGAGAGAUCAAAAGGAUCGCACGGUGUGGAGGUGGACAGGUAGCGGCGAAGAGGUCUCCGUUUCUUUCUGGAGUCUGCCUCAAGGCACCGAGGAAGACUGUGCUCGAUACGAUGGUAGUAGAGGAUGGCUUUGGUCCGAUACACCUUGCACAGCUCGGUUGAAUUUCAUCUGUCAACACCAACCACGAGCGUGCGGUCGACCGGAGCAACCCCCGAACUCCACGAUGACAGUGACCACGAUAACAGAUCGAAAUUCCGGAAGCGCGUACGAAGUCGGGGCAACGGUGGAAUAUACUUGUAACGCCGGCAGUCUUCUUAUAGGGCCGUCGACUCGUACCUGCCUCGACACUGGCUUCUACAACGAGUUUCCACCGGUGUGCAAAAGCAUCGAGUGCGGUUAUCCAGCAAACAUAAAACACGGAGGCUACACACUUAUCAACAAUACCGUUAGCUAUCUCAGUCAGGUGCUUUAUUCGUGCGACGAGGGAUACGAGAUGACUGGUCGUGCAAGAUUGACGUGCGACAUCGACGAGCGCUGGAACGGACCGCCACCACGUUGCGAGCCGAUUCUCUGUGAUCCUCCUACACCUGUUCCACACAGUUACAUUCAAAUCGACGAGAUCGACGAAACCGAGACAGUACCAUUGAAGACGAACUUCAGUCGAAGCCUUCUUGUAGGUAGUAUCGUUACCUAUACUUGCGAGAAAGGUUACAGGCUCUCCGGCUUCCGACAAAUACUGUGUUUGCCUACUGGAUUGUACGAUCAUGUCGCACCCACCUGUACAGAAGAGCCGCGUACCACAGUGACCGCACCUCCCCGAUCAACGGUGCGAUCAACGACCAGCAGAACCCGACACACAUUCUUACCACCACGAGUCCGAACCACAACGAUUUCAUCGACCACAACCACGACCACCCCUGUGCCACCACGAAGAGUGUCCAGCACUGCCGAAUUACCGGCGACGGUUCGAGAAACCAUCGCGAGGAAACCGAACAUCGGCCUUCAGAGGCCUGCGCCGUCUUCGUCGCCGCCCUUGAACGACGACAGCAACGAUCAUCCUCAGGACAACGAGAUCUCCGGCAGUGGAGUGGACAAUGCACAGGUUGGCAUUGGAACCGGUGUCCCUGAACCAUCUGGACCGUACAGGGUGGACAACGCCGACCAGUCGUCGAGUAACACUCAUCAAGCGAAAUUAAAUCUAGGCGCGGUGAUUGCCUUGGGUGUCUUCGGCGGUUUCGUAUUCCUUGCCGCUGUAAUCACCACCGUUGUAAUACUCAUACGCAGAAAUCGCGGUCGGAGCAGCAAGCACUAUCGGCACCGUGCAUCCCCCGAUUGCAAUACCGUGGCCAGCUUUGGAAGUAGUUCCUCCGAAAGUCGAGGAGGCUUGAAUCGAUACUACCGUCAAGCUUGGGAAAAUCUGCACGAGACGACCGGCCAUAAGACCAAUCAUCCUCCUCUUCGUCGCAAGGAGACCCUGGAUGAACCAGGAUACCGAGAAAAUUACCGUGGCAACAACACCGAGAGAGAUGGCUCGGAAUUAGUUGUGAGCGACGUAGCCACGUAUCCGUCUAACAAGCACGCCAGCAUUUCCGACAAGAAACGCCAUCACCAUCAUCAUCAUCAUCACCACGGUAACUCUACGCCCGAGUGGAGGCAGUCCCAGUCCCAUCACAGAUACUGAACACCGGAUCUAUUACCUAGGAUACCUUAUUUCCUCAGGUUUUCGGUGAAUCGAUAACUGUAACGAGUCGCGAUUGGAUCACGAGCAAGCUGUUUUUUUUUUUUCACGCUCUGUGCGUGCUUAAUGAAUGGCGAAUGAUCAUGGAGAAUGAUGAUUUUAUGCCAAGAAAAUGUAAGAUAAAAAUUUUUUCUCUCUAUAUAAAAGCAAAAUCCAUCUCAGAAUAUUGUUGAGAUGGAUAGAACAUGCACGCAUAUUUUCUCAAAUACUUGGCAAACAUUUAAAAUCAUUCUCUUUCGAAAAUAAAUAUUUCAUUAUCUUACGUUUCAUUCUUUUCUUUUUUCAAUAUAAAAUCAUUAUCCACUCCGUUCUGCCAUUUAUAAAAUAAUCUGUAAACCCAUUUACAAUGGGAAUUUAAAAGAACAUGGUGAACGAUUCAAACGUUGCGUAGGAGAAUCUUGAAACGUGAACGAUAGAUAAAAAGAACUAAUUCAUCCUGCAUUUAUUGUUCUGUUAUACAAUAAAUCAUUUACGAUUAUCGUGUUACUGUUAAUGUAAAUACCGUAUACUGCAGUAGCGUAAGCCAGAGAGGGAAGUCGUGAAUGUGGAGGAUCACAUGUUGAUCGAAGGAUAUGCCAAAAAAAUGAGAGAGUAAUAUAUAUUAUAUAAUUACUGAUCAAACGAAUUCCAAUAAUUUUUUAUAUAAAUUAUUAUUAAGAAUAUUUGAUCACGGUAAUAUGGUAUAUUUUAUGAAAAUCGGUAACACUCGAUAAGAUCAGUAUCUGUUAUGGGCACUUUGGCCUCGCCUUAAAGGGCUCGAACAAAUUUCUCGCAGCGGAGCGAUAUUCGAAGAUGGUAUUGUUAAGGAAAGGCCGACGUUAUCCAUUUCAGAAUCAAAAUUCAUUUAGUUAUGGUGCUCAUU